GAAUUCUUAAAAAUAUAUGCUUUUUAACUUCCGUCACGGCCACGUGGAGCGCUGAAUUGAGCGGGCUGCUUGAAGUUUGAAAUAUUACACAAAACUGGUUCUCCCACUACAAUGUUCUGGAGAUUAUCUUACGAAGUUCACCCAUGUCGUAUUCUCGAGGUUUAAGCGGGUCUUAGCAGAUCUCUGUACUCGGGAGACUCGCUUCUUAAUAGAUACAAAGAGUAAAUAUUGAGAACGUAAUCACGAAGUGUAAAUAAUUUUUCCCUAUCUUAUAACUGUUCCCCAACAUAGAGGAGCUGUUAAAUGCGUAACUAAUGAAAGUUUAAUCCUCCAAAGUUAAUCCGAAAAUAAUCUGUUUCAAUUAAAGAAGUUAGCUAGUAUUAUACGAUAUUCAUCCUUAUUAUUUUUAAAUAUAUGUGAUAAUGUAAAAAGUAAACCUUAUAAAAGUAAAAAUGAUUAAAAUUGAAUUAACAAUUCACUGAGUACUUUUAAUCAGUAAUUGAAAAUUUAAGUUGUUUUAAUUCUCUUAACAAAAUUGGACUGAUACGAAUGAUUGAAGAUUAAAGAUGAGUGGAUAUAAUUCUUUAGCAGGUUGUCACAAUCGAAGUGAAAAAUAUAGCUUAAGACCACGCAUUGGAGAUCGUACAAAAUUGAAAAUUGAACCAGAUAAAGGGAAGUGCGUUUUGGCUGGUACGAAUAACUCCUCCAGUUUCCAAACUAGUAAAAUGAACAUCAAAGAUAAUGCUAAACAAAAACCAGCAUUGUUGAGUAAGUACAGAAGAAAAACAGCAAACGCUAGAGAACGUUCAAGAAUGCGUGAAAUCAAUUUGGCGUUUGAAACAUUAAGGAAGGCCGUACCGUCUUACAUGCCUCAAUUAUUUUGUCCAGGUGACGGAUCCAAUGAAAAGCUGACAAAAAUUACGACGCUCCGUCUAGCUAUGAAGUACAUAACAAGGCUUACUGAAUUAUUACAUAAUGAUGAAUCCUACAUCACGGACGAAUGUGCUGAACUUAUGGAGCAGCAUCCCAUCAUUUUUCGUGAGACUGACACAUGCACACUCACUGCAUUGAAUUAUACAUCUACCUAUGACGUUCUUAACUCGCGUAAAUAUCUCAAUGAUGGUGGUAGUGAUGGAGAAAGUUUACAUUCAGGAUCAGCGACAAUAGACAACAUAUUUGAGAGCUUUACCGAAACUUUGGUGCCGGAUGUGAAUUUUGACUUUACAGAAAGUUUUUUCAAUCCAGAGCUGGGUUAGGUCAUUAAAAACUUCAGUAAUUGUAUACACGAAAAUGAAAAUACAACGCAAACGAGUAAAAGAUAUAUUCAGCACACGAUAUGAUAUAUAUUAUCAACUUACAAUUAAUGAAGGAAAAAUCUGCGUAUUUGAGAGUGAUAAGUAAAAUACUUGAACUUGAACCAGUUGUGCAAUUAGAGAGAUACUUUAUGUUGAUGGAAUUAUUUGUAUGAUACGAAUCAGCUCACACUGAUGUCCGUGUAUAACAUAAUUAUAUAUCAUGCAUAAUAUUGCUCCAAGACUAACAAAAUCGCAAUAAAUAAUAUUUGUAAUUAAAGACGAAGACUGUCUGUCUAUUUAUUUAUAAUAUUGCCAGUAGAUAUUUUAUAGCAUUACCCGAAUAAAGCGAGUAUUUUUUACAUAUAUGUGUAGGUAUGUAAAUUUACACCAAUGCAUUUAUAUGUACAUCACAUAUGCAAAGCUGCCGCGCCAAUUCGCCCACACAAACCAGUUUUACCUGUGCACUUUAUACUUCUUAACACUGGAUAUAUAAAAGAACACCACGUACGUUAUCAUAAAGUAACAUUUUUCGACACUGUAAUGUGAAGC
Molecule: messenger RNA, 1844 nt
Organism: Neodiprion fabricii
Lineage: Eukaryota; Metazoa; Arthropoda; Insecta; Hymenoptera; Diprionidae
Product: helix-loop-helix protein delilah-like
Exons: 4
Coding region: 567-1256 (229 amino acids)
Molecular function (GO): protein dimerization activity
Source: RefSeq, a predicted model, not a curated record